UCUGGAUCUGUGUUUCUUUUGCUUCUUUCAGGUUUAUGCCUCUUUUUCUCCAACAAACCCACGAUUUUUUUUAAAAUUUAGAUUCGUUUUUUGUGUUUGGACAUUGGGUGUUGGGGAUGUGGGGGUAAUUUAAAUUACGUCUUUGAGUGUUUAUAUUUGUUUAUUACAGAUGGGUCCUCUUUCUGUUUCCUUGUUUCUUGUUCUUUCGUUUCUCUUCGAGGGUUUUGGUGGUUUCUAAGUUUGUUUGUUUCGUUGUGGGUUCUGCUCUGUAUGAGAUCGAGUGGUGAUGAAUAUUUAGGAGGUGUUCGUUUGUGAAUCUUUGGAGGGGUAGCUCUAAGUUAUUCUCUUUAAUCUUAGAAGUAGAUGCAUGUAUUUGGGUCUGUUCUAUUUUUAAUGUGUUGCUAUGAUCCUCCUUUAAGCAGGUCUGUGAUUCUUUUGUGAGUCUCGGUUUGUUAAUGUUCUUCGUGGUUGGAGAAAUAGAUUAUUUUGUUGAGGUAAUGUAUUGGGUAGAAAGAAAGAACCAUGUUAGACUUAGCUUAGGCUGAUAUGGUUUUACUUAUAAUUUCCCAAUUAAGGUUGGCACCAGUGUGUGAAGCAUGCAUCCAAGAUCAGUUUUUCGUGCUAUAGAAGUUGUCUGUCAAAAGAUGUUAGUGAAGGUGAAUUGGGAUUUGACCAUUUUUAUGUCUAGAUAUUUCCCAAUCACAAUUCAAUGGUUCCCAGUUCUUGAGGCAUUUAGAUAGAUAACUUAUUCGUUUACAUGUUGCGAAGUCUCUUCCCUAUUGUUAGAGUGACAGAAACUAGGACAUUGAUCCAAUAGUUGUAUUAGAAACUUUAAAACAUUAAGUACCUACAUCAUCCUAAGUAGUUCGAGUAACUAAGGACAAUGCUUAACCACCGUAUACAUAGGUAUAUUUAACGUUUAUCUUGUGUGAUAGGUAAUACAUAUUAUACUCAAGGUGGGUUUGACCACUAGAUUCUCAUGUUGAUAAAUUUUAAAAACAUUUAUGGAGUGGCAAUAAGUUUUUCUCCCAUCUCUUCCUUUUCCACUCUUUCUUUUUGUAACAAAAUUCAAGUCACUCCUCAAGUCCAUGGGCACACUCCUAGAUAUUUGAUACCUGGUUGACUGUAGCUAAUAACCUGUCACAAAUAAAAGCUCAGCCCAUAGCUUAGUUUGUAUAACAUCUGACCCUAGAACUCUUCACAACCGUGAUACCUGAAUUAUUUACUUCUAUUGGUGGAAAAUGAGUCUCAACAAUUCUGUUAAAAUUUGGCCCUAUGGGGCGAUGUUUGGGUCCUGAAUAUCACUUGUCAAGACCCUACUAUUAACCUACCAAUAGAUUGUGCCCUUACUUGGUUACUACAGCAUCGAUGAUGUAUUGGUUAGCUGUCUGGCCUACUCACUUUUUUUUUCUUCUCGCUCCAUUUCUAUAUCAUAUUCCUCUCUGAAACUCGCAAGUUAUGUAUCCCGUUUAAAUAAAGGGCCGGUUUCUUUUACCUCUCUUCCUUUAUGAUUUUAUUUCCAAACAUACCUUGUGUCACUUCGUGCAGACAUCCUUUGGAUCUAUUCUCAUUUUCAUUGACCAUUUGUCUUACUUCUAUUGCAUUCCUUUUUUUCACUAUGUGUGCUGAAUUGGACAUCCGUUGCCUGCCACGCCACCCCUCCUGCCUUUCACAUUGUUGCUACAUGUUUCCAGUGGGAAGGGUCCAUCGGCAACUGAAGUCGAGGGUUGCUGCCAAUGGACGAGUUGGAGCUACAGCAGCCGUAUACACAGCCGCAAUCUUGGAGUAUCUGACUGCAGAAGUGUUGGAGCUGGCCGGGAACGCGAGCAAGGAUCUGAAGGUGAAACGUAUAACACCAAGGCAUUUGCAGCUUGCAAUCAGAGGAGACGAAGAGCUUGACACACUCAUUAAAGGAACCAUUGCUGGUGGAGGAGUCAUUCCUCACAUCCACAAGUCACUCAUUAACAAAUCCUCCAAGGAAUAGGCUUGAUCUGUUUUUUAUCUUCAUCUUACAGUUUAGUUGAGUGGUUGCUUGUCAUAUGCUCAGUCAUGUCAUUGUCUGGUCUAAUUUAGUAGUGUCAUAUUAUCAAAUUCUACUUUUGUGAUGAUUACUUCUAUCCAUUGAGUAGUAGGGGGAGGAGAUAAGAAGAUAUUUCUCGUUUUGUAAGUUUUAAGAUGGUAAAUCAUUUUCAUCUUUAGUAAUUUCUGACUCUGGGAUUGCUUUGACACUGUCAAAUUUACUUACCUGUCAAUGUAAUUGAUGACUUCGCAUUAUUAUUAUUA
Molecule: messenger RNA, 2283 nt
Organism: Cucumis sativus (cucumber)
Lineage: Eukaryota; Viridiplantae; Streptophyta; Magnoliopsida; Cucurbitales; Cucurbitaceae
Product: probable histone H2A variant 3
Exons: 2
Coding region: 1508-1984 (158 amino acids)
Cellular component (GO): nucleosome
Molecular function (GO): protein heterodimerization activity; structural constituent of chromatin; DNA binding
Source: RefSeq, a predicted model, not a curated record